AGACAACAGCGCUUUAUUAGUUCCUGGAAAGUACAGCCCGCCACAAGACGUCUUCCGCCCAGCAAACGCGCUCGCGCGGAGCACCUCAUUGGACCGCGCUACGCCGAUCCGUUUGCUCAUCAAAACUCUAUGUAUAUAUAUUGCUGUACGAACGCUGACACAUUUCCUGGUUAGUGGACAGACGGGCCCGCAGACCCGCACACGCUUCAUCUUCCGCUCUGCUUUUCACGUGCGCUAACUGCAUGUGCUGUACUAAACAUUCGUAAUUUCCUCCUCUCUUCUUUUGGUUUUACUUCUCUGUGUCACGGUCAUCUGUCACCGCUGCUGCUUCUUACCCUGGUGUUCCUUAAUACUUAUUUGUCGAAGCCUGCGCCAGGAAUGAUGUCAUGUUGGAAUGGUAGGAUGUUGAAAUGUACCUUAGUACCCCAUUUUCCUCUUUUCUAACCUUGCGACAGUCUUCGACUUUCGCCUCUCACUUCUUUUUCGAGUCCCGCCCACCCGAGCCCGCACCGCCCCGCUUUGGAGGCGGACUUUGAAAAGGAGUCUGCCACUUCGUAUGUAUAUAUCCCGCGUGAAAAAGAUGUAAAAUGAAAAAUAUGGUAAAUUCGCUUUCUGGAAAGAUAUGCCCUCAUCCGAGGAGGAAGACACGAUGGUGUCGGGCAAACACCGUUAAUGUAUGCACACCCCAAAACGGGCCAUCAACAAUAGUUUUCCCUUUUCCUUUCCUCCCCUUCUCCAUCUCUACACAUGAAAACAUGAAGCAUUAUUCUGUUUUAUGAUCGCCAUUGCGUGCGGACGUUUGCGAUGAUGGACGAAGACAACGUGGACAAGGGAUCGCACUCGACACCUGCAAAGCGGACCGAGGGCGUGAGUGCAUCCAGUCGCACAGACGGCGCGGCAACGCCGCAGUCCACGCACACACCAUCCCACAGCGCUCAAGUGGAUGCUCUACCCGUGCCAUCGCCGCCUCCGCGAGACGAGGACGCAUCCAACGCUCCUUCGGCCCCACCCUCUGCGGAGGGCGCAGCUGCUUCUCCGGGUGCACCUCGGCCGUCCAAUCUCGGUGCCGGCGGUCCGGCGCAGCGUCGAGCGACAGACGCACGUGUCUCCUUCCGCCUUUCCGCCGACGCCGCGAUGCAGAAAGACGCGGCAGCCGGGGCCCCACGUGCGCCGGACGAGGGGGAAGCACGCGUCUUCUCCGCACCGGCCGUCCCACCUUCUCCGCGCUGCAGCGAUGCGGGUGGCGGUGGUCAGAGGUCUGUCGUGCAUGCGAUGUCCGCUGCACCUUGUGACGGCACCGAGCAGAGCACUACUAGUCCACCCGCCACCGCCGACGGCAGCGACGCAUCUCAUGGUGCCAGCCUGCCGUCUCUACCGCCGGACGAGCCGGCCCCGGAGUUCAUUGAGUUUCUCGAAGACCCGGAAGACGAUGGUUACGGCUUUCGCUCCUUUUUUGAUGCCAUCACGAACCCGCAGUUCUACACUCGCAUCCAGUAUAGCCUCCGGACCGUCGCCUUCGUCACGCUGCCGUUGUACACACUUUCUCUGCAUCCAAACACGCAAUAUCGGCUCGGCUUUCCGCAGCUUCUGGUCGCAUCGAUCGUGUCGACCUCAACGCACCGUCCGACGGUUGGCGAGCAGAUCGGCACGCACAGCUGGGCUUGGCGUGGCAUCAUCUACAUGCUUAUCUUAGGAAGUCUGUCAGACGCGUGGGGAUCUGUGUACCACAAAGGCGCCUGGUACGGCCUGCUCGCCGCCGGUAUCUUUUGCGCCGGGCUUGUGAACAACGGCCGCAUGCGCCGCUUCAUGUUCCUCUACUACUACCUCUACAUGAUGGAGCUGCGCACCUUCAACUAUUACUUCGACAGGGUGCCUGUGAGCAACGCCGCGUACAUGGCGGCAUAUUGCCUGCUUGGCUCUGUAAUGGGUGUAGCCGCUAAUAUUAUCCCCUUUCCUUGCCUCAUAAGUGAAGAAGUGGACGCGAUCAUCACCAAGAUAUUCGGCGGCUUUGGCAAGCUGCUCUUUGGCAUGAUCAACUUCGUGUGGUCGUCCGACGUCCACGCCGCGACUUUCUUCUACGACAACCAAACGCCCUUCACCUCUGUUGAGGCAGUGCUGUCGCAGAUGUCGUCAUUGCUGUGGUUCGCGAGCUGGGAGCCGAUGGAGUUCCCGCUGCGCAACCCCAUCCGCCGCGUGAAGCUGACCCUGCUGCGUCGCAUCAUGGCGCUGGCCUACGCGGCCUUCAGCUGCGGUCGCACGAUUGCCGCGUUCCGGCAGCAGCAGGCGGACCGAAUUGCGAUGCACAAGAUACGCUGCCGCCUGUACGAGGCCGCGUACCGCAGCUCCGUGCGGACGAUCGAAGAUGUGAGGACGCCCCUCGCGUUGCACGGCGGCGACCCGUCGCACUCCGCCAGCCACGGCGAUGCGGCGGCGGAGGCGGCACGGCGGGAGGCGAAGGAGUCCGUCGCGGCCCUGCGCGCGAACAGCUACACCUACGUGACGGACUUCGCAGCGGUGCUGAUGCAGGCCAUGGCGCUGAUCGGGGCCACGGAGAGCACGCCGGAGCAGCUCCUCAAGAAGGUGCCGUUCGACGAGCUGCGCACGAAGGCGACACUGAUGCGGCGCAACCUGCGGCUGGAGAUGCUGCAGGUGAUGAAGAUGCAGAGCGAGAUGGUGGCCCGCCAGCGUGCGCGGGAGCAGGCGGGAGCGCACUCGAGGGCCGAGGAGGCGGACGCGGACGCAGAGGACAGCGAGGCCACGACCGCCUUUAGCGAGGAGAGGAGCAGCGAGUGCCCGAGCGCGGCACCACGCAGCGCCGCUGAACGUUGCCGGUUCGGCAAGGCGGACGCACGCCUGAUACUGGAGCACCGCGCCGUCAUCGACUCCUUCGACGUGUUUCUGCGCAUCAACGAAAUCUUCUUUCACCUUCUGAUGGGCAUGAUCGCGGGCGAAGUCGUGAACUUUGGCGAUCAGAUGGCGGAGUACAAGCCUGCCGAGUCUCUCUUCCGGCGCUGGUGGAGGCACUACAUUGUCGAGGCGUGGGACGGGUUCUGGAGUGAGCUGUGGUACCGCAUGACUCUCGCGCGUCCGACGGACUAUCGGGCUGUCAAGGAUGCGGUUCGCAUGACCUGCGCCUACGUGGGUGCGGUGGUGCUCAACACAGAAUUGUGGAAUCCCCCGGAGGGGCUUUACUUUUUCGGUGUUUCUCCGCUGAUGGGUCUGCCGGUGGAGGAGGAAUCGCUCAGCAUGGGUAUCUGUCGCAUCGGCGGCAACACCCUCGGGUGUGCCUUGGGCUACCUCAUACACCACAACACGCAUAACUUUGCUCAGGAGAUCGCCAUGACGCUCUGCUUCACCUUUGUGCUGCGCAGCUGUCAAUAUCACCCGCAAUACGGUCAGUUCUUCUUCUACGGCGCCGUCAUCACUCUGGCUGGUCUGGCAACGGCGAUGGUCUUCAACGACGUUGGUGGUCCGCUUCUCGCCUCCUCUUACACCGUCAUGGCGUACGUGAUCUCUUGCGUAUUUAUUUUCCCCAUUGACUGCCGCAGAGUGUGCUACAACUUCCGCAGCAAGCUGACGAAGGUGGUGAGCGAGACCAUCGAUGACGUGGCCUUCACCGCGCGCCUCCCCAUGGAGUACAGCGACGACGCGGACGACGCGGACGGCGGCGACAACAACGAGCCGGUGGCGUACCCGGCGUACAACACGGAGCCGAUGCAGAUGUGCUCGCAGCUGAACGUGGAGCUGACGCUGGUGGAGCGGCUGCAGAUGAUGUGCGACAAGUGGGCUCCCUUCGCGGCGAGGGAUCUCGUGAUCCGUGGCAGCGCGCAGUUCCCCGCGGCCCCCAACUCGCUAGUCACCCUUGCCCACGACCGCCUCGUGGCCAAUCUCCGGCUGUUGGUGUUCGGCGUGCAGCUGCUGCACCGCCCGCGCUCCGCCGCGCCGUCGCCGACCAUCGACCGCCUCGUGCGCGGCUCCCUCGCCGACUUCCUCGACGACUUCGCGGACGCCGUGCGCCUGGUCGGUGCGGACCACGUGCAGGCCCUGCAGCAGGCCCGCGCCUGGUCCUACCCGCGCCACCUGCGCCGCGUCAGCCAGCUGCGGCGGCUGCGGGUGCGGCUGUACGCCCUCAUGCACGAGUGCUACGUGCUGGUGGCCAACAACACGUCGAAAGGCACCUUUGGCAUGACCGCUGAGGACUUUGACCAGCUGCGCCUUGAGAGUGCAGCACGGAGGGUCCCCGCGGCAACGGCAGCGGCAGGCGGAAGAGGAGGGCAGGGCGGGCCGACGCUUCCUGGCAAUGGUGGCGGCGGCGGUGGUGGUGGUAAGUAUCCAGAAGAGCCGUACGGCCUGCAAGAGUCGUCGCUUGUGCCCGGUGCGGGAGGCAGCCGCGUAGAUGGCGUGGCGCCGCCUUCGCUCAGCGAUACAGUGAAGUACGACAGAAGUUUCCCAGCUCCGUCAGAGCGCAUCGAGGUGCGCGCCGGCGAGGACGCCCCCAUGCACAACCUGUCCUUCGCGGAUCGCUUUCUCAUGGCCCGCCGUGACGAGGAGCUCGCCGAAGAAGCCCAGCCGCCGCGCAACUUCCCCUCCCGCUGCGCGUCCCCAUUCGGUGCGUACACCCCGGCGGAGCCGCUGUUUCUCGACGACGCCGGCAGCGAGUCGCGCGCUCCACCGCAGCAGCAGCAGCAGCACCGGCGCGGCUCCUUCUGCCAGGCCUUCUUCUCGCCGGGUCGCAGCUCCUUCCCCUCCUCGCCGCACCCGUCCGCAGCGGAGGCGUCGCCGUCUGCGGCCUCUCCGACUGCGGGGCGCCGCCGCGCCAGACUCUACGUGCACCGCGCACACCUCCAGCAGAGCGGCGCGGAGCCGGCGGAAGUGGGGCCCCCCACCACCGGCGAUGCGGUGCGCGAGGUGGAACAAAUGCUGAAGGGCGAGAAGAAGCGGCUGGAGGCGGCGGAGCAGGACGACGCGAAGGCGCGCGUGGGGCCCAGCGACGGUGCAGCUGGUGUGUCGUCCCCGCAGCGCGAGCACCCGCCGGUGAUGCCCUCCGCGGCGAGGCGGAGCGUGUCGCGGCUGAUUCUUCUCCCCGACGAGGGCCCCGAGCCCCGCGCGGCGCUGUACAAGGGCCCUGGCUUCACCUUCGUGGAGGACGUGUUCGACGUACCGCGAAGCACCGACUUCUCUGCCAUCACCACCAUCCUUCUCAGCUGCGAGAGCAUCAUGACGGUGCUCGAGUCCCUGCCGGGCAGCCUGAACUCCUUGGUGAACUACGAUAAGCAGCUCGAGGAGUCCUCCAUUGCCACUGCCUUCCUGGACAAGUGGUCUGCGAGGCUGAUCGAGUACCGCAAAGCGAUCUACGACCGCUACCACUACCCCAAGCCGCCCCCGCAGAAGCACCGCCCCCUGAAUACGCAGGAGGACCCGUUUGAGGACUGGCAGUUCUAA
This is a messenger RNA of Leptomonas pyrrhocoris, 5442 nucleotides long. RefSeq lists its product as hypothetical. Gene Ontology annotation, molecular function: transmembrane transporter activity. The record is from RefSeq and is a predicted model, not a curated record. NCBI's taxonomy places the organism in Eukaryota, Euglenozoa, Kinetoplastea, Trypanosomatida, Trypanosomatidae. Gene Ontology annotation, cellular component: plasma membrane. The transcript has a single exon. Gene Ontology annotation, biological process: transmembrane transport. Bases 805 to 5442 code for a protein of 1545 amino acids.